AUGUUUUAUUUUGGCAAACAUGAUGAGAAUGAUACAUGUCAUUUAUCUAGUUCCAAGGCCUUUGGACAGAAGCUGAAAACAUGCAUCCAGUUGUGUAAGAGAUGCAUAUUGGAGAAAAGCCUCUCAGUGGAUAAUCUCUUUAUUUUUGUUCUAAUAUUCAAAUACUUCAAAGUUCCAACAUUGUAUCAGGUGAUGCAUAAACCUUAUUGUCAACGUUUGCUUCCACUUCUUAUUGAAUUUACAAAAUGGUGUACUUUCCUAUGGUAUUGCUGGUGUGGUGUGGUUGUUUUUCGCUUGACAAUAAUACUUCUUGGAACAGCCACCAUUCAGAGGUUUCAGGCAGUCAACCUUCUAUUGGCGGAAAUACUACUCUUCUCAUCAUUUAAGGCAUACCCUACUGUUAAAUUUGCAGAUGCAAGUCUUUCGACAUUGAAAGGAGAAGUCGGAAUCAUUCAUGUGCAUAUGUUGAUUCACAGGUGA
Vicia faba (fava bean) is the source of this 480-nucleotide messenger RNA. The record is from the annotation of a GenBank genome assembly. Lineage: Eukaryota; Viridiplantae; Streptophyta; Magnoliopsida; Fabales; Fabaceae.